AUGCCUGAUCUUUUGCUUGCUGCAUCCCGCUACAAGAAAAAGCAUCCCUCUGAGAGUUUUGCCAGUGUUUCACUUCACUACAACAUCCCAAAAACCACCCUGUACAACCGCUUCAAAGGAGUUCACUCCCCCCGAGGGAACAAUGUCGCUCGAGCCCUCUCCAUCCCCCAAGAAUACAGACUUAUCAACAAGAUCAAUGAGUAUGCCAAUCGUGGAACCCUUCUUACCCCUCGGUUUGUGAAAGAGCUUGCAGAAGCUGCGGUAGGACGGUCACUUGAUCGUCUCUCCUCUCAAUACAACACAUACCAAGAGCUUUCUAGACUUCGAGCAGACAAACCAGAGACAAGAAAAGCGUGGUAUUCCCUGGUAAAGCGUGUUAUCGACUCCAGACUCUAUCCCCCUCACUGCAUGUUCAAUAUGGAUGAAUCGGGUUUUGAUCUCUCAUAUGAGCGCAGAGUUCGACGUGUAACUCCUCGAGCACACAAACGUAAUACACAAGCUGUCGGACCCAAUAGUGAACACAUCACCUCUAUUGCCUGCAUUGGAGUCGACAUCAAUGCUCCUCAGGUACCACCAACGAUCAUCUAUCAAGGAAUGGGACAGGUUCUGCCAGCUUGGACUCAAGUGAGGGAACCAGACGUAGUACAAAAGGGGAUGGUAACACAAUCAGGUUGGAGCAAUACCUAUAUCUGUCAAAAGUGGUUGACCGAUGUCUUUGAUCCAGCCACUCGUGACCAUGUUCCCCCUCACUGCCGACGACUUCUUUUCCUUGAUGGAGCGGACCCCCAUGUCAAACGCACCUUCUUCAACCAACUGGAUGAUUAUCAACGUGGGAGUUGUUUAUCUCGAGCAGCGAAGGGGAUGUUUUGGAGAUGGCAUCAAGUAGCGUGGAAGGGAACGAUGCAGGAUAAUCAGAUCAAGGCAGCUUGGCGGAAAGCAGGAUUGUGGCCACUGGAUCCUGAAGUCAUGGGUGCGGUCGAUCUACCUAUUUCAUCUAUUCCCCCUAUUCCGACCACACCUCCUCCACAAGGCUCUUCACCUGAUCUUGAAACCCCACGGAACUAUCAGCGCCUCCGAAAAUACUCGUCUCUUAUCCGGCAGGGUGUGCUGGAUCCAAAACAGGCCUUUGAGAAGGCAAGGAAGGGAUUGGAAGAGUCAUUGGCGGAUUGUGCAUUUAAGGAUAGGGAGGUGAAGGACAUGCGGGCAGCAAUGACAUUGGAUAAGGAAGCCAGGGGAAGUAGGAAGCGUGCGAUCUACAAAGAUGGUGAAGUCUUUGACCCGGAGUACCAGGAGCGGAAUGUAGAAGCACUUGCCGAAAGAAAGAAGGCAGAGCAGGAAUCUAGGAUGAAGAAGAAAACGGCUGCGCUGGCUGAAGCAUGCGAAAGAGCAUACCAAGUGGCGGGAGUAGCAAUGGCGGCACAACAUGAUAAUCAAGAAUUUUAUGUGUGUGUAUUGAAAGGUGAGUAUGAUACCACGAACAAAGCUAACGAUGCCACUACUGCAGAAUUCCUCCAACCACUUUGCCAAGAUUGGUCUCAACGCACUGGGAAGACGGCAGAAGACAUCGGAAGCUUGACUGCCGGGUCCACGAUGAAUGGGUUCGGAGGAAAUGGUGAUCAUUCAUUCUCGGAAGAUAGAAUGUCCGAAUAG
Tremella mesenterica DSM 1558 is the source of this 1650-nucleotide messenger RNA. RefSeq lists its product as uncharacterized. Lineage: Eukaryota; Fungi; Basidiomycota; Tremellomycetes; Tremellales; Tremellaceae. Gene Ontology annotation, molecular function: nucleic acid binding. Bases 1 to 1650 code for a protein of 549 amino acids. The record is from RefSeq and is a predicted model, not a curated record. The transcript has 5 exons.